Amoebophrya sp. A25 is the source of this 4827-nucleotide messenger RNA. NCBI's taxonomy places the organism in Eukaryota, Dinophyceae, Syndiniales, Amoebophryaceae. The record is from the annotation of a GenBank genome assembly.
GCAGCUUCGUCAAAAGAAGUACUGACUCAAGAAGUUGUAUGCUGCAUGAUGUUUCUCCUUGGUCCAUCGGUUUGCAGUCAAAACGUAAAAUGAGAGAGCAGGGCUCGUGUUCCACCUCGGGAGAACAGGCUUGUUUAUUGAUUCGAGAACUCUUUCCUUAUUCUUAUUGCAAGAGAGAACCUCAACCUCCGAGCCGAGUUUUCAUCUUUACCUUCCGAGAGCUCGAGAUACUCAAUCUGUCAAGCAGUUUCAAUCGUUUUCUCUUCAACGCCAUCUACGUACCCACAGCAGGUCCCACCGUACGAAGAUAGCAUUUUCUCUUCACCUUCAGAGCCAUCUACGUACAAGCCUUUCCCCGUACGACCCGCAUCCUAUUUACUAGUUCAUCUAGUAUCUUCUUCGUCUUUCAUUGUUUCUGUACUUCUUGGUCUACUUUAUUUUAGACUACAUAUACGUAUAUUACCACCAGAUGAAAUUUGUCGUUUUGUCAUUAUUUUGAUUCUUUUUACUACUAGCAUCUUCUUUCAUUCUUCAACAAACAUGGACGACACCUCGAACAACGUCACCAGGAGACGAGCAUCGGGAACUUCAACUUCCCACAAGGGUCUAGAGCAUCUUCGAAAAACGAGACGCGACGCGCUUCUAGGUGAUGGCACAACUGACCAGACUGGUCGUUCCAGUUUCUACAGACGUCUCUACUUGACGCUAGCGUAUUUUGCGGUCGUCCUGUGUGUAAUGGGCGUUGCUGUCAAACGUUUGGCUAAUCAAUACGGAUUUACGAAGCCGACUAUUUCGCCAUUGAUUUUUUGAAAAUUAUUUUUCAGCUUGACGUUGACUAUCAACAGAUGCAGCAGAUUCUUGUUUUCACUUUUUUAAGAUCACGAAGUUAAAAGUUAUGUUGAUCAACGUGGUCGCCGUCGCGACGGCUAGUUUUGACACCACUGCGCAAUUAUUUGUUUCGACAAAGAUUCCUACCCAUGAGCAUGAAUCAUACAUCGAUCUCGAGGACGCGAGAGUUAUCGCGAGGGUAGUUGUUGUCGUGCUCGUUCGCCAGACUUCAUCGAUCUGUGUUGUCAUUUCGCUCGACGUAGGCAUCUUCUUCACCGACUCGUGCUUUAGAAAGUAUCCACUCUGUUAACGCAAGAAUCGAUACAGUACAGAUUUUGUUUUUGUUUUGGAACAAUGAUUUGACUUGUAUCUUCACAAGAUGAAGAAAUUAAUGUCUUCAAUAUCGUGGUCGAUUCCACCGAGCAGUUGGGGUGACCCAACAGGAAAAAUAGCAUGGAAGAGACCCACCUCCAAGUCCAAGAAAAGUGCUGUCUGUGGCCGCGACAACGAUAUAGGCAAGGGAGGUUCUUCGAUAGUACGAGCUCCAAGUACAAGGGAAAAGGCCAUUGUGGGUAGUGAUGGAAGAACCACAACAACUACGAGGACUAGUAAAUCCACUUCCACGGGUGGUGUCGCAGCUUCUAGUAGGCUGUCUGGAAAACCCGUAGGUGGAGCCCUGGGAGGGGACAUAGACAAUCCAGAACAGCUCUUUGAGGAUCCUGUUACAGAGUACGACGGUGCUGCGGAUGAAGACUAUGACGGAGGCGGUGUAUUGCUUGUUUCACAAGAAGAUCUAUCAACUACAAAUACGCUACUGAGCACUGAGCAGGGCUCGGACUGCGCCAGUUGCAGGGCACCCUCCACGCGUCUUGCACGCGCAACCAGCACGCAGCUUCAGGAGCAAAAUUUUAGGGAAGGGUCUACACCUUGUCCGCCUCGUCGCAUAUUGAAAUGGAAGGCUGCUCUUCCGCCGGCGACGUGCAGGCAUCCAAGAGUGUAUCUUGACCUGGAAGAGCAUCAAAGUCACGAUGUCGAUCUACUUCCGAAGAUUCAAGAGCAGGUACUAGGAGAACAUCAAGAACAUGAACACCUAGUAGAGGAACAAAUCGUGGAUUUUCACUGUGACAUUGUGUCGGUGACAUGGCACCGCACUGAGGGGCAAUUGCAAAUUGAGUUCAGCGCAGUUGGUGAAGCGAGCGCCGAUCUUGGUGCUGAUGUUGUUGACGUCCAGUUAGGGAAACCUAUGAAGGCUGCUCGCGUAAUUACGCCCUUUGCCGAAUUGCGUCCGAUCUCGUUCUUGCAGCAUAGCUAUCGGAAAUGUGAGAUUCGACAGCAGGACUCCAAAGAUGGCGAUGAUAUGAGCGAGGGCGUGAGCAGCAGUUUCUUUGAAGAUGUCUCACCACGACCACGCUCAAAUGAAGGUGAAGAACAUCAUCCGCCACCUCCGAGCGAACAAGCUCGAAGUGGAGGUGGGAGCGUCGCUGAUGCAGCGGCAUCGCCACCCUGUGACGAAGGCAAGGAGCGCUCAUCAUCUACGAGUCCAGCAGGUACAAGAACAACCCCGAUUCGUGUUCUGCCACCAGGCACACCACUCGCAGCGUCUAAUGCAAAUACCACGACGAGAAGAACAUCAACCGCUUCAACAGCAGCACCCUCUUCAACAAGUAGAUCAUCUUCCACUUCUCCUCAAUAUCAUAUUAAUCUUCACGUGGUACGUCGACGCGAAGUGAUUGAGGGCACACUGCGUUUCGCUCUUUCAGAGUCGCAGGUGCAUGAAGAAGGAAGAGCAUCACGCGGCCAGGAGCUUUUUCUCUUCGAAUUCGCUCCGGGGUGGACACUUCUGCCGCUGGAUUCGUAUUUGCAACUCGGCCGCUCGCGAAGAAGUAGCAGCAAAGAGAGCAGGAGCAAAACAUCCACUCCGUCGCAAGCGCUGCCUGCUAUCUUCAGAAACACCUCGUUGUCAUCGUCAAGGGCAUCAGCUAUGUCGGGAACUGGCACUAGGCUUAUCAACACUGACCCGCAUUGUUCAUCUACGCUUCACGCACCACCACAGCAACAACACAUCACCACUUUGCAACUGAUGGACGAUACUGUAAGAUUCCGUGUUAUCGAUGCACACUGGGUAACGGCCGCUUCAAUGAGUGGAGGUUAUAAUGAGCAGCUAAUGGAGCUACGAAUAACCUGCUGCACUAUGAUCAAACAAGACGAACACCUACAAAAAGCCAACGUGGCUCGCAGAAGAGAACAGGAGUUCUUGGAUGAAAAAAUCGAUUUGCACCGAGAGUUGUUAUUGAAGGGGUGCAGAUUGCUCAUUUUGCAACAAGAACUUCCUAACUACAACAGCUCUGGAGCUGUUGGUAAAUCCUCGUCAGAGCACUCCACUUCAUCGGACAUCAAACAAGACGCCUUACCUCUCCUUUCACUCGACGCCACUGAAGUACGCACUCACGCUUUAGAGCUAGAAGAUGUCUUCAACAAAACCAUUCCAACGAGGACCUUUUUGCACCAAAUGCAGUUCGACUUGUCUAGAUCAGAUGUGGAAACGAUACGGAGGAAGACGUUCUACAUGAUGGAGAACAAGAUAAACAACGCUGCUGCAAGUAGUACUGCUACUGGCACUUUCAACACGGCUGCGCAGGACAACUACAGUGCUUCUUCAUCUAUGAACCCCUUCAAUAUCAACCACAACAAUUUGACCAUGACCACUUCGAUUGCGAGUUUUUUGUUUGACUGCUGCUUCUUGAAGUUCGAAGGGUCGCUUGUGAAUGGCCCACUGCGUGUAGCACCGGUACUGCCUCUCAAGCGGUUUUUAGAGGAGGAUCCGAGUAGGAUUGCUUGGGGAGAGCUGUUGCGUCAAGACGAUUACAUCAUGCAGAGGCUGCACAGAGAGCAAAUGAUGGAGGACCAACAGCAAUCAAUGUUGGCAACGUCGUCACAAGUAGUGCCGAACCUUUCGGGCAGUAGUGCGGAUGAGCCAACUUCGAAUUCCUCUUCUAGCAGGAUGUGUUGUAUUCCUGUAGAUCAACCACGCUCGCGACCGCCAAACGUUGAUAUGAACAAAAACGUCUGCGUCAUCUGCAUGACGAAUCGUGUUAGUGCGACCUUCGUGCACCCACCCACUGGACAUAAUGUCUGCUGCUUGUCGUGCGCGAACCGGUUAUUCGAUAGUGACGCGCCGUUUUGUCCGGUUUGCCGUUUGCCGAUUGCGUGUGUGGUGGAGACGUUUGGAGCUGCUAGCUUGCUCUGAGUUAGUUCGAUUCGCGUUUGUUGCGCUUGAGUUGAACGAUUUUUCCCCUGUUUCGCAUUGUAUUUUAUGAUGUCCUCGUACAGCAUAUUUUUAUUGCAUAGAAGAUGUUGAUCCUAUCGACUAAUGAAUUGAAGUAUGAACAGAAAUAUCAAUGAACAGUAACAGUAUCAGUACUACCACGUUUUGUAAACUAUACUAGUGCUUCAAUCAAAAUCAUGCAUCAACAAUAUAAUAACGAUAACUACGCACAAAGAGAGUUAAGUACAUUAGUUUUGGUUUUGAUAAAAUGAAUACUUUUUUCUUUUACACCGAGGAUACCUAAUCCGUCCUCGUGUUGACCUCGACGUCACAUGUUUGUUCUUGCGGCCCUACUUAGGUAGCACCAUCUUUGCUGGGCUGUGCAGCUUGCUAGCCGUGUAGUACGCGAUUAUUCUCGUUUUUCAUCUACUUAGAUACAACUAGUCGUACAGUCUCGGCCGCGUCUACCUUUAUUUACAUCUCGUCUUCUGACAACAUGUAUGCAUCCAUCUUUCUUGCUGUGCUAGUGAUGACAGGAGAAAGCUCAAGUGACAUUUUUUCCAGUAAUAUUAGUAAUGUCACUCUUCACCAGUCGCAUAUUGUUGUUGUUGCGAUUGUAUGUGUAAAAAAAUCAUAUUGAGAUUUGCAUUUGUCUGCUUGUCGUGUAAAAGUUGACUUCUAUGAGGAACAUAUCCUAGUAUUCGAAUCCAACUACAGGAGCCUGUACUAAAAGC